This is a messenger RNA of Erythranthe guttata (spotted monkey flower), 2735 nucleotides long. Lineage: Eukaryota; Viridiplantae; Streptophyta; Magnoliopsida; Lamiales; Phrymaceae. The record is from RefSeq and is a predicted model, not a curated record.
AGAAAUGGAAAAUACCGAUCAAAACUCGCGCAACAAGCCGGCGGCGGCAGUUACACCACCUCUACCGAGGGAUCCACGUGGAUCGCUGGAAGUUUUCAAUCCCUCAACCUAUUCCGCCGCCGCUCCCCGGACACCGCCGAAUCCCGUUUUCCGGCCACCGCCCACGUGGCAGAGCUGGUCUAGUAAUCCCGACCCGGAACCCGAAAGAAACCUCUCCUCCAAAUCCGGGAGGACAACUGCUGAGGGUAUCAAAUCAUGGAUGGCGCUCAAGGAGCAAACGCCGCCGGCGGCGGCGGCGGCGGCGGAGGCAUCGCCGUCAUCACUUGCUCCCCAUCCUCCUCCGCAGCUGGGUUCCAAGACUAUAGCUGAGAUAUUCAGCGAUCGUGAAGUCCAGAAGUCUCCGGCGAAGGGAGAAGUCGUCGGCGCCGCCGCACAGAGGGCCGCGGAGUGGGGCCUGGUUCUGAAGACCGACGAGGAGACCGGCAAACCGCAGGGGGUGAAGGUGAGGACUUCCGGCGAAGACAACAACAAGCCGGGGAACUCGAGGAGGGACUCCGGCAACUCUAUGAGGAGCUCCGGCGACAUGUCCGACGACGGCGGCGCCGGAGUAGGGAGGGAGAGGGGGUUUCCGAGGGUGUCGGAGGAUCUGAAAGAUGCCCUGUCGACGUUCCAGCAAACGUUCGUCGUAUCGGAUGCGAGCAAACCUGAUUUUCCGAUCAUGUACGCCAGCGCCGGUUUCUUCAACAUGACCGGCUACACUUCUAAGGAGGUCAUCGGCAGAAAUUGCCGGUUCUUGCAGGGGAAGGACACCGACCCGGAGGACGUGGCGAAGAUCAGGGAGUCAUUAGAAGGGGGGUCCACUUAUUGUGGGCGGUUGCUCAAUUACAAGAAAGAUGGAACCCCUUUUUGGAAUUUGCUAACUAUUGCACCAAUCAAGGAUGAAACUGGAAAAGUCCUCAAAUAUAUUGGAAUGCAAGUGGAGGUAAGUAAACAUACAGAAGGAAUCAAAGAGAAAGCGACCCGACCCAAUGGCCUACCCGAGUCGUUGAUCCGUUACGAUGCACGUCAGAAGGAGAAGGCGUCAAGUGCAGUAACGGAGCUGUUAGAGGCAGUGAAGAAACCCCGAACAAGGGCACUCAGCGAAGGAGAAGUUCAGUAUUUUAUUGGAGUGCAAUUAGAUGGAAGUCAACAUGUUGAGCCGCUCCAUAACUGUAUCCCCGAGGCAACAGCAACAGAAAGUGCAAAACUGGUGAAAGAAACAGCUGCAAAUAUUGACGACGCUGUCAGAGAGCUUCCGGAUGCCAAUGCGAAACCAGAGGACUUGUGGAAAAAUCAUUCAAAGGUUGUUCGCCCAAAGCCUCAUAGAAGAAAUAGCCCUUCCUGGAAUGCUAUUCAAGAGGUUAUAGAUAAAGGGGAAGAGAUUAGCUUGAAACAUUUUAAGCCAAUAAAACCAUUAGGGUCUGGUGAUACUGGAAGUGUCCAUUUAGUAGAACUAUGUGGAACGGGGCAAUAUUUCGCCAUGAAAGCAAUGGACAAGGGUAUAAUGCUUAAUCGAAACAAGGUUCACAGAGCUUGUGCAGAAAGAGAAAUCCUAGACAUGUUAGAUCACCCUUUUCUUCCGGCUCUUUAUGCUUCAUUUCAGACCAAAACUCAUGUUUGUUUGAUAACUGAUUACUGCCCUGGUGGAGAGCUCUUUCUUCUUCUCGAUAGGCAGCCAACUAAAGUUCUCAAGGAAGAUGCCGUAAGAUUCUAUGCUGCUGAAGUAGUUGUGGCACUGGAGUAUCUGCACUGUCAAGGUAUAAUAUACAGGGAUCUAAAGCCGGAAAAUGUUCUGCUUCAAGACAAUGGACAUGUUGCUUUGACGGACUUUGAUUUGUCCUGUUUGACAUCUUGCAAACCACAGCUUUUGAUACCAGAGAUAAGUGAAAAGAGAAGGCAUAAAGGUCAAAAAGGUCAACCUGCUCCAAUCUUUAUGGCGGAACCAAUGAGAGCAUCAAACUCUUUUGUUGGUACUGAAGAAUAUAUAGCUCCGGAAAUCAUUACUGGGGCAGGCCAUACUAGUGCGGUGGAUUGGUGGGCUCUUGGAAUUCUCUUGUAUGAGAUGCUUUACGGAUAUACACCAUUCAGGGGGAAAACGAGGCAGAAGACCUUUGCAAACAUUCUACACAAGGAUUUAAAGUUUCCAAGAAGUAAAGAGUUGAUGUAUCGAUUGCUGCACAGAGAUCCCAAAAACAGACUAGGAUCACGAGAAGGUGCUAACGAAGUUAAGCAGCAUCCCUUCUUCCGUGGUAUAAAUUGGGCUCUUGUUCGUUGCAUGAGCCCUCCCACGCUCGACGCUCCCAUUCUCGAGGAGAAAGAAACCACUGUAGAUCCUGGACUAGAUGAUUUGCAAACGAAUGUGUUCUGAAAGGUGCACAGUGACGAUGAAGUUGUGCGACAAUGGCGUUUUAGCUGCUGAUUUGUUCUGGCGUUCUUCGUUCCUUUUGCGUGCUGUUAGAGUUGAAAUCCGGUAACUUGUGCUCUUGUUUUUGUAUUUCAAGGUUGUGGUGAGUUAGUCUGUUGUUAUUUGUUGUUGACUGGUUGUUAAGACAUCUUUUUUUUUUCUUUUCCCUGAAGGCAUUCUCCAUUCUUUCUUACAGUGCUGUAGUUUAAAUUUGUGUGAUCCAGGUUGUUUUGUAAUACAUCAAUAGUGUGUUUGUUUUAUUUCUGAAACAUGCUUCAAUUUUUUUUCUUUA